CUGCGGCUGUUAAAAAACGCGAGUGAAGCCGUCCCAUCCUCCUACAUCUGAAAUGGUAAACAACGCUAUUAAAAGUCUGAAAGAACGCGGCGGAUCGUCGCUGCAGGCGAUUAAGAAAUAUAUGUCGGCCAAUUAUAAAAUCGACGCCGAGAAAAUGUCAACGUUCAUUAAAAAGUAUUUAAAGUCAGCUGUUCAAGCGGGCACACUGAUUCAAACAAAAGGCAAAGGUGCUUCGGGUUCGUUCAAACUUGCCGCGAACGCUAAACAGAGCGGCGGCGAAAGCGGUGUUUCGGCUGGAAAAGCCAGGACCGCUAAGACGCCAGCGGCAAAAGCAAAAUCGAAGACAGCAAAGUCGAAGGGCGCCGCCAAACCUGCUUCGUCCCUAAAAAGAAGUCUGCAUCCGCAGCGGGCACAUUAAAAAAGUCGUCGGCGAAACCUAAGACGACAGUCGAUAAGAAGAAGACCAUUCAGGGUAAGUCGACGAAAGCCUCAUCGGCCAAG
Molecule: messenger RNA, 501 nt
Organism: Ctenocephalides felis (cat flea)
Lineage: Eukaryota; Metazoa; Arthropoda; Insecta; Siphonaptera; Pulicidae
Product: histone H1-III-like
Exons: 1
Coding region: 53-418 (121 amino acids)
Biological process (GO): chromosome condensation; nucleosome assembly; negative regulation of DNA recombination
Cellular component (GO): nucleus; nucleosome
Molecular function (GO): nucleosomal DNA binding; double-stranded DNA binding; structural constituent of chromatin
Source: RefSeq, a predicted model, not a curated record